This is a messenger RNA of Pundamilia nyererei, 3750 nucleotides long. RefSeq names its product oxysterol binding protein-like 3b (gene osbpl3b). The coding region runs from base 262 to 2916 and encodes 884 amino acids. Gene Ontology annotation, cellular component: nuclear membrane; plasma membrane; perinuclear endoplasmic reticulum. The transcript is spliced from 23 exons. The record is from RefSeq and is a predicted model, not a curated record. Gene Ontology annotation, molecular function: cholesterol binding. Lineage: Eukaryota; Metazoa; Chordata; Actinopteri; Cichliformes; Cichlidae.
CAGUCAGUCGCCUCUCAUCUCCCUCCUCCAUACAGCGGUGGAGAGACUGAUGCUUUUCAGCGCGGCUGGAUGGUGCAUGUGUGUACUUGUCAUAGUAGAGUAGCCAGGCUGUUUGGUUGGGGCUCUAAAUUGACUAUCUCUUCUCCGGCUGUGGCCUUUCCUGUAGUUAAACAUCUGUUCACCGAUCGUGUCCAUCUGUAGCUCAAGAGUAAUGUUCUUUGUACACCAGCUGUAGCCUGGACCCGGCAAACCUGCAGCAAGAUGAGCUCGGAGGAGCGCGGCUCAGCCAUGUCACAGAAGAUCUCCUCCCUGUCGCGCAGCAACAGCAGCUCUUCAUCCAAACAUGACAGCCGACAGGACAGCUGGGAAAUCGUGGAAGGCCUGCGAGGAAGCUUCAGCAGUGUCCAGGAGCCUCAGAAACAGGAGGGCUACAUGAUGAAAAGAAGAAAGUGGCCAAUGAAGGGCUGGCACAAGAGAUACUUUUUCCUGGACAAGGGUAUCCUUAAGUAUGGCAAGUGCAGUGCUGAUAUUGAGAAAGGGAAGCUGCAUGGUUGCAUUGAUGUGGGUCUCUCUGUCAUGGCCAUUAAGAAGAAGGCCAAGUGCAUCGAUCUUGAUGCCGAGGAAAACAUCUAUCACCUGAAGAUUAAGUCUCAGGAGCUGUUUGAUGAAUGGGUAUCCAAGCUGCGUCACCAUCGUCUUUAUCGGCAAAAUGAGAUUGCCAUGUACCCUAACGAGAAGUCCUUGUUCUAUCCCCAUUAUGCCUCCCCGAACUCUCCUGGCAUCGCUGAGGGACCCCCUAUUAGAAAGUGCCUGUCCAUACGAAGGCAGUCCACAGUGCAUCAUGCCGCAGCUUUCCCUUUAAACUCCAACAGCCAAGCAAAGGUGGCUGCCUGGCUCCAGUCAUCUGACGAAAUGGACAAAUGCUUCAAAGACUUAUCAGUAUGUGAGGCCUAUCUCCUAGAGCUUAACCACCUGCUUCAGAGUAUGGAAGUAAUUCACCGGACUUAUUCUGCUCCAUCCAUCCAAGCACUGCAGGCGUCUACUUUUGACAGCCCCAAAAAAGAAAAGAGACUUCCAAAGAAGUGGCGCACUAAAAACUACAACAAAGAUGUCAAAACAACUCUGCAGGUACCGAGCUGCAUCUCCUCUGGCUCUAUCCGCCUCCAUGCCUCAAACCCCAACCUAUCCACUGCUGCACUGAGCAAUGAUAAAGCCGAUCCUGAAUCCCUGGACUCCCCUUUUGAUGUGGCCAAGCUGCAAGAAGACUUCUGUCGUGUUGCCACCAACUUGCAUACAACCAUGAAGGCGGCCCUGAGCACACUGACAUCAGAGAGAGAGAGAUUAAAACAAUGCCUGGAUCACGAAACCUGCCCCCCCACCUCUCCACAAGUUGUAAAUUUGAAGAACACGCUGGCUGCGGCUUUAGCCCAGAACUCAGAGCUGAGAGAACGCCUGUGCAAGAUUCAUGCUGAGUCCCAGAUCAUAGAGCCCACACUAAUAACGCUCACUGCCCCUGUGCAGAAACAGGAAUCAGUAGAUGAAGCCCAUCCCCUCGUACACCAAGUAUCCAAUGAGAGCAGAGCUUCAAUCGCGGAGUCUUUGUCCGAGUUCUUUGACGCACAGGAGGUUCUGUUAUCUGCUAGCUCUUCUGAAAAUGAGGUAUCAGAGGAUGACUCGUAUAUCAGUGACAUUAGUGACAACAUUUCCAUGGACAACUUCAGUAAUGAGACCGAAAGUGAAAGACCAAACUCGGGCUCUGUGGAAGAAGGCACUGUUCUUUAUCGUCGUAGAUCCUGUCUGCCCACACCCAGCCCAAGCAACACCUCCAUCAGCUUGUGGAACAUCCUUAGGAACAACAUAGGCAAAGACCUUUCCAAGGUUGCAAUGCCUGUGCAACUUAAUGAACCCCUCAACACCCUGCAGAGACUGUGUGAGGAGCUGGAGUACAGCGAGCUGCUAGACAGGGCCGCCAACACACAGGACCCUUUUGAACGUAUGAUAUACAUCGCUACAUUUGUUGUGUCCGGUUAUGCAUCCAGCUACUACAGAACUGGGGGAAAGCCUUUCAACCCUGUUCUUGGAGAAACAUAUGAAUGUGACCGACCAGAUAAAGGCUUACGAUUUGUUGCAGAGCAGGUCAGCCAUCACCCACCAAUCUCAGCUUGCCAUGCAGAGUCUAAAAACUUUGUGUUUUGGCAAGACGUGAGGUGUAAAAACAAGUUUUGGGGAAAGUCAAUGGAGAUUGUUCCUGUGGGGACCACUCAUGUAACUCUGCCAGGAUUUGGAGACCAUUACGAGUGGAACAAAGUGACCUCUUGCAUCCACAACAUUCUCAGUGGGCAGCGCUGGAUCGAGCACUAUGGGGAGAUCACCAUCAGAAACUCCAGCAGUGAUAUAUGUCAGUGCAAGAUCACUUUUAUUAAGGCCAAAUACUGGAAUUCGAGUGUAAAUGAGAUAGAGGGGACUAUCACAAAUAAUAAAGGAAAGGUUAUCCACCGACUCUUUGGAAAGUGGCACGAAGCGGUUUUCUGUGGAGACCCGCCUUCAGCUACAUGCAUCUGGAGAGCAAAUGCAAUGCCAGUAGACCAUGAGCAGUACUAUGGCUUUACGAAGUUUGCAAUUGAGCUGAACGAGUUGGACCCAUCCCUGAAACUGCUGCUACCACCUACAGACACGAGACUACGAGUGGACCAAAGACUGCUGGAGGAGGGGAAGUUGGAGGCUGCAGAGGAGCAUAAGCAGAGGAUUGAACAGCUGCAGAGAGACAGACGGAGAGUCCUGGAAGAGAACAAUGCAACACAUCAGCCUAAAUUUUUCAGGAAGGCACAGGACGAUACCUGGGUGAGCAACAACACGUACUGGGAGCUGAGGAAAGACCCUGGCUUUGCCCAUGUAGAUUUCCCUACACUGUGGUGACCGUGUGCUGCAGAUCAUACAAACAUUUGGACCUGCACAGCCUCUACUGUGAUUUGUGAUCCAGACUGGUUCUGGUGAUGUCUGUAUCUCAUUCUGACCAUCCACAUUCUGUACUGGAGUUCAUCAGAGUUAUUGCCUUAAUAGCAAGUGCUUAUCUGAGUUGUAUAAACACAUUUAUGCAAACAUAUUAUGAGAAUGUUGCUCAAUUUGCAGUAGGCCAAUUUCAUUUUUUUGCCUGCAUUCCACAUAUUAUGUUGUGCUAAACCACUUAAACUAAGAAAAGGAAAGAUCCUUGGUAUGAAGGAUGAGAAGAAGAGUUUCAUAGUUUAUCUACACUAGCUUAAAAUGUACUGAUCAACUGGUUAUGUUGGUUGUUGUCUUACCAUGGACAUUCUCUACCUCUGAGAUAAACUAGCCUCGCUACGCCAUUGAUUCAGUGUAAACAUCCGAUAUUUAUUCUGCAUCUGCCUGAUGCCUUACUGGUUGUACUCAAACUUGUUUAAUUUAUUUUGUUGUACCUGCCAGAUGUUUAAAAAAAUAAAACAAAAGUCUAUGUUUCGUAAGGAAAUCUUGCUAACAAAAUAUUGUGCAAGCGAUCUCCGAAUCCUUACUGAAGUGAUUUUUCUGUCCGUUAUGAGUAAUUACUGCUUUUCGCUAUGAAUGUGUGAAUGAUUGUGCAACUAUGAGCAGCUGUAGCAAACUCAGUCAUAUCUUUUUCACUUUAUUCAGCACACCAUUGUCUAUAUGGACCCUGGGCUUUGGGGCCAAAAAAAAAGGGAAAAGAAAUGUCCAAAAACUAUGCUCCAUGAGCUCAAAUAAAAUUUCUGAUUGUUU